UUUCCUCAUCUUUAUCGUUGGCCGGAGGCGCAGCCGCGUCUCAUCAGGCCCCGCGGCCAGGCCCCGACCGCCGGCUCGCCCUUCUCCGGCGGAAACCCCGAGGGGCCGGACUCACGCUCUCAAACGCCUAGCGAUCGCGCGGGGAGGGGCCGCUACCCGGAUGUCACCCGCCCGGCCUGGGUCCCGAGUCCCGGAAGAGAGUCUGUACUUUCUCCUCCGGCGGAGGCGCUGGCCGCGGGCUCGAGGGCCCCCGGUGUCACCACCCGUAGUCCGCAGGCCACUCCAGCGCCUCACAUCGACCCGACUCUGGCCCAGGGGCAGGAAAGCGGCAUGGCAGCCGAGGACCUCCAGGAGGACUUGACCUGCUCCAUCUGUUUGGACUAUUUCGAGGACCCGGUGUCCAUCGAGUGCGGCCACAACUUCUGCCGUGGCUGCCUGCGCCGAAGCUGGGCGCCGGGUGGCGGCACGUUCCCCUGCCCCGAGUGCCGGCAGCCGUCGGCGUCCGCCGCGCUGCGGCCCAACUGGGCCCUGGCUCGGCUGACGGAGAAGACGCGGCGCCGGCGCCAGGACACCGUGCCCCCCGGCUUGUGCGGCCGCCACUGGGAGCCGCUGCGGCUCUUCUGCGAGGACGACCAGCGGCCCGUGUGCUUGGUGUGCAGGGAGUCCCGGGAGCACCAGGCACACACCAUGGCGCCCAUCGACGAGGCAUUCGAGAGCUACCGGAUACUUCUAGCUUUUAGCUUGAAGAUCUUCCUUGGUCAUCCUUUCCAGAGUAGCCCUACCCCUUCCAUUACUGACGGUGUAACUCCAGUGGUCUCCAAAAGAGAAAAACUUCUUAAGACUCAGUGCAGUCUGACGGCCAAGAUGAAGCAAGCCUUGCGUUUACAGGACAUGGAAGUGAAGAAUGCUGCAGAGUGGAAGGAGAAGAUGAAGAAUCAGCGAAUGAGACUGAGCGCAGAGUUUGCAAAGCUGCACAACUUCCUUGCUGAAGAAGAGCAACUGUUUCUUCAGAGACUGAGCGAAGAAGAAGAAGAGACAAAGAAGAAACGCAAUGAGAACAAACUAAGGCUCCAUCAGAUAAUCACGUCGUUGAAGAAGCUCAUCUUAGAGGUUGGGGAGAAGAGCCAGAGUUCCACCCUGAUGUUGCUGCAGAAUCCAAAAGAUGUGUUGAUCAGGAGUGAGAACGAGGAUGUGAACUAUUCCCUUGAAGUUCUAAAGGUGAAGACUGUGUGCCAGAUUCCAGUGAUGAAGGAAAUGCUGAAGCGAUUCCAAGUGGCUGUAAAUCUGUCUGAAAACACAGCUCAUGCCACACUGGUCUUCUCCCAGGAAGGGAGAUAUGUGAAAAAUCCAUCAUCAGCUGGUUCCUGGCCAUUAUUUUCUACAGCAUGGAGCUACUUUGCUGGAUGGAAGCGUCCUCAGAAGAACACACACUUUGUGGAGAGAUUUCAGCACUUACCCUGUGUUUUGGGGAAAAAUGUUUUCACUUCAGGGAAACAUUACUGGGAAGUUGAGAACCGAGAUAGCCUUGAGAUUGCUGUGGGGGUGUGUCGGGAGGACGUUAUGGGGAUUAUGGAUCAUUCGCAAAUGUCCCCCGAAGGGGGAGUCUGGGCGCUCCGUUGGAGUCCUACUAAGCAGGAGCCCCCUCUUCACCGGGUGGGAGUCUUCCUAGAUCACGGGGCUGGGGACCUCUCGUUCUACAAUGCUGUGGAUGGAGCGCACCUCCACACUUUCUCUUGUCCUAAGGUCUCACGCCUCCGGCCGUUUUUUUGGUUGAGUCCAUUAGCAUCUUUAGUCAUCCUCCCACUGACUGGUGGGAAAUGAGGCUCUACUUCCCCUGCCCAAGCACCUCUCCCUGUACUCCCUGUAUAUCCCUUGGCCCUCCUCUGCCACUUGAUACAUACCCAUCGGAUGGUAUAUCAGUGCUGUCCAUGCAGAUUCCAGUCUCAUGCUUUGUACACUGCUCAUGGACACACAGGGUAGACCGUGCUGGCUGCCUUUCCAGAAGCCGCUAAUCCCAUUCUUCCCCUCCUCUUCUGGUUCUGGUUCUAACUGAACUGUUUGGUAUGUGCCCUCCAUGUGCUUCAGGAGGGGUAGUUCCAGAUAGUGAGACAGAAUAAGACAUUUUCCGGGGUGCUUCUGGGGAAAGUUUUUGUAGUUUUUAAAAGGUGUUUGGGGGCACGCAGCCCCUCUUCCGUUAGCAGUGUAUUGAAACUGAGGCGAGCACAGUAGUAGCAGGUGGGGAGGGGAAAUGUAGUCUUUGUUGGCAUCAUUAAACUGUUGGAAUUUCCCUAA
This is a messenger RNA of Manis javanica (Malayan pangolin), 2292 nucleotides long. RefSeq names its product tripartite motif containing 4 (gene TRIM4). NCBI's taxonomy places the organism in Eukaryota, Metazoa, Chordata, Mammalia, Pholidota, Manidae. The record is from RefSeq and is a predicted model, not a curated record. Gene Ontology annotation, molecular function: zinc ion binding; protein binding.